AUGAACGCUCUUUGUCGCUCUUUAUCUUCUUUUGCGUUUACUCUGCAGUUGGGAAAAACAGAGAAACUAAGCAAGGAUCAGAUACUACCGUCGCAGUCACUGACAAAUAUUAUGGUAUUGCUGGGUAUAAUAAAAGACAUGAUGCAUUUCAUACUGCAUAGCGUAUACUGUGAAAAGUUCUAUAUAGCGGUAGAAAAAGCAGAGACCGCAUGUGUGAAGCAAAUGAUCAAUGUAAACCGUUCAUAUGCGGAAAAGAAGACAUGUAAAAAUAUACAGCGAUUCCAUGAUAUGAACUUUAGCAAUCUCGAAAUAUUUGGCCUAUUUUCUAUAGACGCCAAGUCGCCCUUAGCACUGUUUGGUUUACUUGCGAACUAUACUUUGAUGCUGUAUUACGUGAUAGAAAUAUUCACUCAUACUUUGAUCUACCUUCAAGUUAAUAUAGAAAUGUUAUCCGUUCAACUCUUGAAUUCUAACCACUUCAACGCAACCAAAAUUCAAUUUUCAACAUUCUCAGUAUACGGUUGGGUUUUCAAGAAUUUGAUGUGGCAAACUCUUUUGUGUUAUGAAUGUGAGAAGUUUUACACAGCUGUUGACAACGUAAAGGACACGUGUUCAUUUGUAAUCAAUGUCAACUGUCCAGAAGAUCAGAGAAAGCUAUGCAAGAACGUGAUGCGCUUGCUGCGGGCAUCGUUUAGCAAGGUCAGCGCGUGUGGACUGUUCAACAUUGACGCCGCGUUGCAUGUGGCGCAUGUUACUUUGCUCACAAACCAUGCCAUUAUACUGCUGCAGUUUACUUUCUUGUAG
Messenger RNA from Spodoptera exigua (beet armyworm), 804 nucleotides. NCBI's taxonomy places the organism in Eukaryota, Metazoa, Arthropoda, Insecta, Lepidoptera, Noctuidae. The record is from the annotation of a GenBank genome assembly.